Messenger RNA from Aedes aegypti (yellow fever mosquito), 981 nucleotides. RefSeq names its product Golgi-associated plant pathogenesis-related protein 1. NCBI's taxonomy places the organism in Eukaryota, Metazoa, Arthropoda, Insecta, Diptera, Culicidae. The transcript is spliced from 4 exons. The record is from RefSeq and is a predicted model, not a curated record. Gene Ontology annotation, cellular component: extracellular region. Bases 218 to 880 code for a protein of 220 amino acids.
AUCGGCUGCAUUAGCUCUCCAGUCUUCAUACGACACUUGACAAGAACGAACUUAUCGUGGUUCGGCGUUCGAAAUUUGCGCGCUCCGUCCAGUCUCGCUCUCUCAGUCCGCGUAUUUAUUGCCAGUCGUCAGUCACUUUGCCGAGUUGAUUAAUUUAUUCGUUUCAAUAACGAAAACAUUUACCACUGCUCAUCCGUCGGAGACUAAGUAGUGAGUGAUGUCGUACACGAGGAAAGUUACAUACUAUACGAGCUCUGGAGGCAGUUCAUGCGAACAGCAGUUUUCUACCGUUACCCAUCAGUCCUCCUUCAGCAGUUCGGGAUGGGUUCAAGUUCCUCAGCGGCAGCAGCAAACGGUGGUCCAACAAAUUGUCCAACCGACGUCGGCAACGGAAGCAAUUCUCAGUAAGGGUUGCGAAACCAACCAAAGCAGCAGUUCCAGUCCAACGCCCUUCGAUGAAGCCGUUUUGGAUGAACACAAUCGGCUACGUGCGAAGCACUCGGCAUCACCUCUCGCGCUUGAUCCGGCCAUCAGCCGAUACGCACAGGAAUGGGCCAAUAAUAUUGCCAGUCGAAACGUGAUGCAACAUCGGUCGAAUAACCGUUAUGGGGAAAACAUUUAUGCGUGCUUCGGAAAGACGGGAGUGACUGGCGCUGAGGUGGUUCAAUCCUGGUACAGCGAAAUCAAGGACUACCGCUUCGGGGAGUCCAAUCCACGCAAUUUCGGCCAAGUGGGCCACUUUACUCAGGUGGUUUGGAAGAACUCGAAACAUUUGGGAGUGGGAAUUGCCAAGAACGGGAACAACAUUUAUGUUGUUUGCAAUUAUGAUCCACCUGGAAACUUUGGCGGACAGUAUCCUGCAAAUGUAACUCGAAGUUAGUGAAUAACGUAGAAUAUGUACAAUUAUUUUAUGCUGUUUGAGAUAUAUUUUGAAUUCUAGAAUUUUAUUGUCUUUAAAUAAAGUUGCUUCUCUCUAUUUUA